Messenger RNA from Leptopilina heterotoma, 2771 nucleotides. RefSeq names its product zinc finger protein 665-like. The transcript has 4 exons. Gene Ontology annotation, cellular component: nucleus. The record is from RefSeq and is a predicted model, not a curated record. Lineage: Eukaryota; Metazoa; Arthropoda; Insecta; Hymenoptera; Figitidae. Gene Ontology annotation, biological process: regulation of transcription by RNA polymerase II. Bases 282 to 2639 code for a protein of 785 amino acids. Gene Ontology annotation, molecular function: DNA-binding transcription activator activity, RNA polymerase II-specific; RNA polymerase II cis-regulatory region sequence-specific DNA binding; zinc ion binding.
GUGUCUAUGAACAACGUUCUCAACUUGAAGCGGUCGAUUUUUUGACGAAACCCAGAACAAAGGGAGUGAAAAGAUUUUCUUUAAUUACCUCCAGUGAAAUGAAUAUUUACAAUAGUGAUAACUUUUCAACAAGUUAAGAAUGUUAAGAAAGCAUUUAAAAAUGUAAAAAUUUAAUGUUGAUCGAAAGUUGAAGCAGUUUGUCUCAUCACUGCUGACAUCAACUCAUACUCCACGACGCACAAAAAGUUUGUCUUUGGAAAUAAAUUCUUCUGUUGAUAAGAAUGGCAAUGAAUCCAGCAUAUUUUGGUUUACCAAUGAAUAUGGAUAGAGUUUGCAGAAUUUGUCUUACGGAAAGUACAAAUUUAUCACCAAUAUUUUGUUCAAAUCAGGAAGUGGUCCAAUUUUCGGAAAUUUCGCAAAAAAUACAAAUUUGUGGCUCAAUUGAAAUUCAAGAACAGGACGGUCUGCCUUCUUUAAUUUGUAACGAUUGCAUCUUUAAAUCGAGCAUUGCCCAUGAAUUUCGGCAACUUUGCCAACAUUCCGAUGCUCGUUUGCGACUUUAUUACAAUAAACCUUCUAAAAGUAAUGUGAUGGAGAGCAGUACGCAGACAGAUCCCCAAACUCGAAUUGUGAUAUCAAAAAAGGCAACAAAUCAGGAAAAUAAUUACAACGUUAAGGAAGAGGAACUUCACAUUAUGUCUGAAAUACAACAAUCAACAGAAACUUUUACACACGAGCAGGUCUCUUUGAAUCAAAAUCCCAUAAGUAUUCACGGUGAAAAAAUGUUUGAUUGCAAUCUUCGAUUUGAGGAACCCAAUAAAGAGACUGAUAGAAUGACUGAAGAUUUAGCGGUUGCCAUUAAUGAAACUGUUAUAAAUGCAACUGUAAUUAAUGCAAACGUUAUCGAUCCCAUAACUGAAAGUGAGAUACAUCCAAACAGCAUUCAUCCAAAUGUCAUAAGUGUCGACGUCGUCACAGAGAAUCCCCUCCAGAUUGCAUGCUCUGAAGGAUUAAUUGUUCCCACAGAUGAUAAAAUUGAUUCAACAAACAAGACUGACAAUAGAAUGGACCAUUAUCUCGACGAACAAAUGUUGGUCGAAAGUUUAGAAGAGGACCAAGAGACAACACCCUCGAAACGUACAUCAAACCGUAAAGUGAAAUCAAUUCAUAAUAAAACUGCCUUUAGCGAUGAGGAAAUUGAUGACGAUUAUUACGAUCAAAGUAGUGACAGUCAAGAUUCCUUGGAACCAAAAUUCAAAUGUAAAAUAUGUUCAAAACGUUAUUCAACGCAAAAGGGCCUCAAGAAACAUUCCCUAGUGCAUGACAAAAAACACAAUUGUGACAUUUGCCUAAAAACAUUUUGCAAAUUAGAAAAUCUCGAGAAGCACAAAUUAAUUCACGCGACAAAACCCCAUGCAUGCCAAUUGUGUCACACGUCAUUCUCGAAACCUCAAAGUCUAGUGAAACAUUUAAAAUCGCACACGGAAAAAGUGAAUGAUAUUAUAAAGCAAAUAAGUGACGAUCCACAGGAAUUGAAUGAGCCAAAAAAAGAAAUGAAAAUCGAAGAUGAUAAUGAUGAUGAUCAAUUGACGGGAAAUAAUGAUACGGACGACUUUCAAAAUACUCCGGAAUUAUUUAAAUGUGAAAUAUGCGGUCAAUAUUGUUCGACAAAGAAGAAUUUAAAACGUCACACACUCAUACAUGGGGAGAAAAAAUAUUCUUGUUAUGUGUGUAAAAAAUGGUUUUUCAGACCCGAUACGUUAAAGAAGCAUGCUGAGAAACAUGGUCAUGGUUUAUUGGACAAUUUGAUAGAGGACAAUAAACUCUUUGAUUCGGACGACGAGCCAUUUCCGAAUACAGGGGGGAAUAUUUUCGGUGACAAUGACACGGCGAAAAAGGACGAGAGCGAUGAGGAUGGAACUGGAGAGUACAAAUGUCAACAUUGCGAUAAGAUUCUGGCCACGAAGAAGGGUUUACGACGACAUGUUUCGAUGCAUAAACCGAAAGCGGAACCAGUUACUUGUGAAAUUUGCAAAAAGGUUUGUGCGAGCCAAGCACGACUGCUGAUCCAUCAAAAAACCCACAACAAACCGAAGGAAAAAGUACCUCGAGAAUAUCUCUGUCACAUUUGCAGUAAAGUUUAUCCAAGUAAUUCAUCAUUAACAUAUCAUAUGCGAACUCACAGUGGUGUCAAGCCCCACGUCUGUAAAACUUGUAACAGUGGAUUUACAACGACAACAAGUCUCGCGAAUCACAUACGAAUUCACACCGGUGACAAGCCAUUUGUCUGUCACGUGUGCAGUGCAGCUUUUGCCGUCAGUUCGGCAUUUAGACGACAUUUAACGCGUCACACUGGCGAGGCGAAUUAUCUCUGUAAAACUUGUGGCAAAGCAUUCAAACGACUCAGCACCCUCAAGGAGCACACUUACACGCAUUCCGGUGAGAAGCCAUACGUUUGUAAAACAUGCGGCGCCGCUUACAGUCACAGUGGCAGUUUAUUUGCCCAUCAAAAACGUUGCCGAGCACAAUACGGCGAGACAAUGGUGGUCGAGGAACAUCACACUGUUGCUCAUCACAUUCAUGUAAAUAAUGUGCAAUCGGCCGUACGCUCACUAGCUGUGAUAGGGCAAAUGUUUUAAAAGGGAAUGCACAAUCAUUUUUUCUUUUUUUUCAAAGAAAAGUCAAAAAAAAAAAAAAUUGGAAGGAAUCUCGACUUGGAAAAAAUAUUCUUGCAAAAAAUAAGUCGUAGUGAUUUAUUUUUCAUUCCAAAA